AUGGAAGCACUGGAGGAAGUCCACUUGGCUCGCAAAACAGUUGGCAAUUUCCUACACGUUAACACCAAGCUUACGCCAUCCUGCGCCUCAAUCUCGGAUGAGUGGCGUAUUCGGAAGACGCUGGCAAUUGCUUUCGUCACUUAUACCGCCAUCCAUCGCGUCGGUGACGAAUACCGAACAGUCCAUGAGAACUUCCCUGCGCUUUUGUCUCCCGACAGCGCUUUGGUGGGCGAAAACUUUCAGUGGGUUGUUUACACCGGUUUUCUCUUGUCCGGAGGGAGGCAGUACUUGCAACAAGCCACAGCAAUCAGUGCAGAAUGGAUAGCGGACUUGCCUUUCUUCCAAGAAGCUCGCCUACCCAAGAGGAGAGACGGCACAUUCAGACAGAACUCUGUCCAAGAGGCUCUGGAACACGCCAAAUCUUCUACUCAAGCUGCCAAUGAGACGAAAUAA
Messenger RNA from Clonostachys rhizophaga, 453 nucleotides. The record is from the annotation of a GenBank genome assembly. Lineage: Eukaryota; Fungi; Ascomycota; Sordariomycetes; Hypocreales; Bionectriaceae.